Amaranthus tricolor (Joseph's coat) is the source of this 1710-nucleotide messenger RNA. RefSeq lists its product as uncharacterized. The record is from RefSeq and is a predicted model, not a curated record. Bases 332 to 1546 code for a protein of 404 amino acids. Lineage: Eukaryota; Viridiplantae; Streptophyta; Magnoliopsida; Caryophyllales; Amaranthaceae. Gene Ontology annotation, molecular function: pyridoxal phosphate binding; L-kynurenine:2-oxoglutarate transaminase activity. Gene Ontology annotation, biological process: biosynthetic process. Gene Ontology annotation, cellular component: cytoplasm. The transcript is spliced from 9 exons.
GCUUAUUUUUCUAUUUUUCAAAUACUUUCCUUAUACGUGAGCUUAUUUUUCUAUUGGGCAGAAAUGUCAUUCUUUUCAAACCCGCACAUUAUUUUUAUGAAAAAUUAAGAUUUUUUAUUUCCUAUUGAUUGGAAACCAUCGGCUGUAGUACCAUAAUAAAUUUAUUCGAUGUUCGAUACGAGUUAUUUUUCCAACGGUAGCUGCACUUGCAGCUGUUGAUAAGGACGUGACAACGGUGAAAGUGAUGACCGAUGAGUAAUGAACCUCAAUUCGUCCAAUUCAUAUUCAUGAAGAGAAGAAGCAGAAGAUAAGGUUUAAUUUGGUUGCAGAAAUGGAAGAGAAAUUGUCAACCUUUGCAAAGUCAACUACACCUUCCCCAAUUCAACAACUUUCUUAUCUCGCUCAACGUUCUAAUGCCAUCAAUCUCGCUGAAGGUUUUCCCGAUUUUCCUGCUCCUUCCCACCUCAAAAAUGCUGCUGUUUCUGCCAUUAAUUCUGACUUCAAUCAAUACAGGCAUGUGCAGGGAAUAUGUGAUCAUGUAGCAAAGAAUAUGAAGAACAUACAUGGUUUGGAUGUUGAUCCUAUAACUGACAUAGUGAUAUGUUGUGGUCAAACAGAAGCAUUUGCUGCAGCAAUGUUUGCCUUACUUGAUCAAGGUGAUGAAGUUAUUGUUAUUGAUCCUUCGUAUGAGACAUACGAAUCUUGUAUCCGUAUGGCUGGAGGAGUCCCGGUAUUUGUGUCCUUAGACCCUCCAUAUUGGACGCUGAACCCGGAGAAACUUAUGAAGGUUUGUACAUCGAAAACGAAAGCUAUAGUGUUGAACAGCCCUCAUAAUCCAACAGGCAAAGUGUUUGGGCUAGACGAGCUGGACAUAAUCGCGGAAACUUGCCGGAAACAGGACUGCCUAGCUGUUACAGAUGAAGUUUAUGAGCAUAUCACCUAUGAUAAUGAGAAGCACAUAUCCCUUGCUUCACUUCCAGGAAUGCAAGAGCGGACGAUCAUCACCUCAUCCUUGUCUAAGACGUAUUGUGUGACAGGUUGGAGAAUCGGAUGGGCCAUUGCCCCCAUAUGCAUUGCCGAUGCUAUAAGAAACAUACAUAUAAGACUUACUGACUCCGCUCCAGCACCUUUCCAAGAAGCUGCCUUGACGGCUUUGCUAAGCCCUCCAAAAUACUAUGAAUCGCUCAAAGAAGACUUCGAAUCAAGACGAGACUUCGUAGUUGAAAUGUUGAGUGGCGUUGGUUUCCAAGUCGAGUUUAAGCCUCAGGGUUCGUUUUUCAUAUUCGCGGAGCUGCCCAACGAUUAUGAACAUUGUGAUAUAGACUUUGUUGAAGAAUUGAUAAAACAGGCAGGCGUAGUCGCUGUUCCCGGAUGUGGAUUUUUCCAUUCAAAGCAUCCACCAGAUGGAUACCAACGAAGGUACAUUCGAUUUGCUUUCUGCAAGAGCAGCCAGACGUUGAUUGCUGCCCAUCGAAAAAUAAGUGCACUUCUAAACUCCGCUGGCCGCCUUAAGCUUUUCCUCGCGGAAAAAGGCCCUGAUACUUGACAAUUCUGUGAGCUGAUUUUCUGCUUCAAUCUUGCUCACCUUUACAUAGUAACAUAGAGGUAUCAGCACUUCAAAAUUGUAGUAAUUUCUGCAAGCAAUCUAGCAUGUAUAACUGUUUGUAGAUUUUCCUAAAUCGUAAUGUGAUGAAUCUUAUGCAUAAAUUA